Messenger RNA from Ceratitis capitata (Mediterranean fruit fly), 9425 nucleotides. RefSeq lists its product as uncharacterized. Gene Ontology annotation, molecular function: protein-cysteine S-palmitoyltransferase activity. Gene Ontology annotation, biological process: peptidyl-L-cysteine S-palmitoylation; protein targeting to membrane. Bases 4011 to 7349 code for a protein of 1112 amino acids. The transcript has a single exon. Gene Ontology annotation, cellular component: endoplasmic reticulum; Golgi apparatus. The record is from RefSeq and is a predicted model, not a curated record. Lineage: Eukaryota; Metazoa; Arthropoda; Insecta; Diptera; Tephritidae.
UUAAUUAUUUAAGAAAAGACUCCAACACCGAAUAAAGCUCAAAAAUGCUUGAUACACCUAGUCCACUUUCAAAUUGAAGUGCUCUCCAAUCAUGUAUGCCUCCUCCAGGCAUUUAUGCCUUACUAAGCCUGCUGGAGUCGUUGUGUUUGACAUCAACGCUUAUUGUUUUAAUUCAAGAAAACUACGCAUAUAAUUUUGCCACUUUCUCAAGGCGCUUGAACUUUGAAACUCCCAACUGUCUAGAGCGAGUUCCAGAUAAGGCCAGACAGAAACAAGGAAGUUGUUUCAGCUGCUCACUCACCUUUUCUGCCCUGCACUGCCUAAAUGUGUCACUGCUACGAAUGCCCUUUCUACACGUGUUUGAUGCUAGUAGAUUAUGACUUGCUAUUGGACCAACAACCAUACUGUUAAGAUAUUCCAUACACUCUGAUCCAUCUUCCUUUAGCGACUUUCGUAUUUCGUAGCCAGACGGAUGGAAUUUUUAGCAAUCCCAUAAACUAAUAUCUCGUUUCCGGCAAAGUCUUUUUACCUGAAGCCCAGUAUGUAGGCAGCUGCUUCUUUUCUACUGCCUCCCUGUCCCUAAGGACAUUUUGCGACGUAAUACGAUGUGAGGUUAUUGCCUUAAUUUCCCUUUGGCUGUCAACUACAUACAUAGAUACUUUCUUUGUAGCUUCCCGUUGCUAGUUAUCUCAGCAGCUUUGCUAAACGCGAAGACCUCUAAAUGGAAAGUACUGCUGUACCCCGAAAGCUUUAAAAGUUUCUUCAGAUCUAAGUCGGUGCAAUAGAUUCCGGCACCUACUCAGUCCAGGCAUUUUUAAUCCUUCCCUAUAGUUGUUCCAAGUUCCUCCUGUAGGUACCUGCGCCAUCUGUGGAUAUAGUUUGAAACAUUCUUUCCCAGAUAAAGCCUAUUUUGUUCAACAUCCCUUUUUUUAAUGAGCUAUGCCAUAUUGGUGUUAAGUUGAGUAACCUUUCUAGUGUAGUUGUUGGAUUAGUUUUUAGCGCUCCUGUUAUACUGAACACAAAGAGCUGCUGUGUUCGCUCCGAUUGUUUGCUGUAUAAGAUUUCGCUGGCAGCGGGUCGCCACACCAAAGCACCAUAGAGCAAGAUUAGUGCCAUUAGCCUUUGCCAAAUUAGCAUGGGCAGCUGAAUAAGACAUUUCUGAUAUACCAGCACAAGAUUUUUAAGGAUUGGUACCUAAAAAUGUGUCUCUAAUCGCGGGUCAUGUAAUUAAAAAAGUACCUGACUGUUCUCAGGCCCGCUCGCAAAGUCGUUUUUGAGCGUAAUUCACAAAAAAAAAAACAACCUCUACAAUGAUUUACAUUACGAACGCUAUGCAUCUUCAGCAUUCGAGUGUCCAUACCGAGAGAUAUUGGUUUCUUCUACACAGUUUACUAUGCUAUGUUUUAAGCUUCUGCUUCAAAAUAAGGAAUAAUUGGUGCGAAUUCCUUAAGCGAUGCCUGAAAUUCCUAUUUCAUUCGAAGAGCGAGUGCUUUUCGGUCCAUAUACGACGGUUAUCGGCACGACAGCUUACGAUGACUUGUAGAGAGAAAAAGAAAAGAACGUGUUUUUUAAAUUUAAAUUUAUUAAUUUAUUCGUUUUCUAGUUUCACUGUUUAAGAAAUAGUGAAAAGGAGCCAAAAACAUUUAACCGGCAAGUAGCUGAAAGCCAUACCAAAGCUGAUUUUGAAAAUGAAUAAGUUGCAAAGCGGAUUGUGAAAUAGAGAAAGAAAGAGAAAAGUAAUUUCCUUCAAACAAAAUUUCGUGAGAGUAAAAGCUUACACGACAAAAGCUUUAACAAAUUUCCGCUUGCCCACAGUGAAACGCCGUCACAGCGCUACUUGCGAGCCAACUAAGCGAACAGUUGCUGUGAGAUUUCGAAACGAAACGGUCGUGAGCGAGCGGAAAAACUGAAAAACACUUGACGUGCACUUGAAAAGAUUUUUGCUGCUAAAUUUUUCCUUUUAUGGUGGAUAAACUCACCCACACCACUGCCACCGAACUCGUGUAGUGUAGCGUGAGUGCGCUCGUGUGUUCACCAACGCUACGGGGGUGGCUGUAGCUAGUUAUGGCGUUAGCUUAUAUGUAUAUGGAUGGCUAUAAGUAUGUGCCUGUGAUGUAGUAAAAUGGAUAAAUGGAAAAGAGCAAUAAUAAAAGUGUAUGUCAAAGCAGUUGGCACUUCUUCUUCUGUGGAGUUUGCUGCUGCAUAGUUAGCUGAUUUAGACGAAAGCGUGUGUGGGAAGAAAAUACAUAGGACUGUGAGAUUUUAGAUUUCGUGUGUAUGUAAAUAUAUAAAUUUUGAACAUAUUUUUAAUGAAUAUUCACCGUGGCCGGUUUCGAAAAGUAUGGGGUGAAUUAGAAAGCGCAAUUGAGACGCUUUCGCCUCCCGACACAAAUCGUAUAAGCGAAACCAAAAAGAAAAGUAAGAAAAAAGAAACAAAAACACAAACCGUGUGAAAUCAAAUAUGCGACACGAUGUUGAAUUUUCAAUGAACAACAGUAUUUUACGUUCGGCUGUGAGACAUGUACAAUUGUAUAUAAUGCCCCAGCGGAUUGAAUAAACUGCAAGCGAAAGGAUUAUUACCUCAAAGUUAGCGUUGCAUAUUUUAUGGCGUUCAAAAGCAAACAAGAAAAUUAAAACAAAACAAGUGGUGUGUAAAUAAUAGAAGGAUUUGUGCAUAGAAAAUUUACAAAAAAAUAUUCAGUUUUCAAAUUAACAGAUUACGUAAACCUGCAAAGUGUGUGAAGAAAUGAAAAAACACAAGCAAAUAAAAUCUCUACCAAAAGGGAUUUAUUUUCGAUUUUCCAGCUUCGCAUAAUAUUUUUUUAUAGCCUCAUGUGUGUGCUAGUGAUUUGAUGAACCGAAAUAUUUACCCAACAAACCAGUGGUAAACUAAAAAAUUACAAAGACACAAAAAAAAAAAACAUAAAAAAUUUGCCACUCGCCGUGUAGUGAAGCAAAAGCGAAGGAUAAAUACGAGUGGUUUACGUGUAAGCAUCCGUGUUGUAACCUUGACAUGCGGCCUAGAGCCAACCAGCCAACCAACCAACCAACCAACCAACCAGCCAGCCUACCAGCCUUCUAAAUCUCACAUACGUAUAUGUUUAGCGUAAUUGUGUGAGUGUACAACCUGCGGCCUACUUUCAAAAGUGAUUCAAGCAAACGGAAGCAAGCUACAUAAAAGAGAAGAAAGAAAGAAAGAAAUACAGACACAUGCAUAACAGCACAUAACGACGGCAGACGAGCAGUCACUUCCUUAACGACCCUGCCUGCAAUAUACAUACUCCCACUCAGAGGCCACACACAAGCAUAUAUACAUAUAUAUAUACAAUAAUGUAGAUGUAUAUAUGUAUGUAUGAAAGUAUCUAUCUAAGUGCGUGUGAAUAUACAUAUAUAUAUUUUUUUUUUGGUGUGCAAGAGUUUAUCUGCUACAAAGGUACUCAAUGCUCGACGGCUCCAACAGUCUGUAAUUACUUUAGUUUCAAUUUUGUGUAGUGUUAUCGUUUCUCUACCCCACGUAUGUACAUACAUACAUAACUGUCAAGCUGCAGACAAACAGGCAGCAGAAAUUGUUUUGCUGAUAAAAUGCAUGCUUUUUAUUUGUGGCUGAUAUUGAAUUCCAGUGCAGUGUGGUAAUUAAAGUGAAAAAUAUUACAAAAUAGUAGUGACCGGAAAUCCCCCCAAAAAUAGACUUUUUAAGUUUAGACUUUAAGCUUGGCUUGAACUAAAUCCCAAGAGCACCAGCUAGCUGUACGUAGUUUGAUAGUGAAACGUUUGGGAAGCUAUACAACUCCCUCACACUUAUAGUUCAACGCUUUGUCGCUUCUGCUGUGUGACGGCACUGUGAUGUACUUACUCCCGUUACGUAAAAACCAUUACUUCACCUCUUCACUUCAUCUCCGUCAACUAAAACAUACUCUUCAUCCAGUCUAUCGUCUAGCGUCACCACUUCGCAACCAACAACAGCUUGAAUUUUAUCUUCGCAACUCAAUUGCAACCGAUGCUUUUGAAAAAUGCCCAAACAAGUUAAUGCUGCUAAGACUCUGGCGACGACAGAUAGAGAUAGAGUCGAAGACUGGUCUACUGUAAAGAUCGCGAAUGAGUCCAAUGUGAAUGGUGGCGAUAAUAUCAUUACCAUCAGCACGAGUAGCAUCACCAACGAGUGUCAUUCAUCAGCACGCAACGAGGAUACAUUAAAACCGCCUGCAUCACCAAAAUCAGCUUCAGAUACCGGCGACGAUCCAGCAACGCAUCAGCACUCUUGUUCUUAUUUGAAGCCGACAGCAACAGCUGCUGCCAACGUCUCCACACAUCCGGCAAAUAACGCCGAGCCACAGAAACAAACACGCACAGACGAGCAUUGGUGUGAUCUAACGCAUUGCAUCUCAUUUCAGGAAAAUAUCGCCGAUGUACAUCAUCGUCGGGGUCGUCGUUUGCAUGGCCUACAAUUGCCUUUACAUCCGCUACAAGUAUUCGGUUGGCUUGUACUCAUACUGUUCGGCAUUGCUACAUUCUGUGUGCUAAUACCAUCGUUCACGAGCGAAAUUCAAGGUCCACUUUACGGUCUGGUCGGUGGUUUGUUCAUCGCACACGUCGUUUCGCAUUUAACUGCACUGCUUACGGAUCCCGCUGAUCGUGAAUUGCAACGUGUCCAUCGUAACGAUCGCAUUGUGCCCGAGUUCGAUCGCAACAAGCACGCACAUGUUAUUGAGAACGGUCGCUGUCAUCUGUGUAACAUACGCACGUCGUCUCAGCGCACGAAACAUUGUUCGGUGUGCAACAAGUGUGUUGGGAAAUUCGAUCAUCACUGCAAAUGGCUGAAUCAUUGUAUCGGUUCGCGUAAUUAUGCGGCAUUUCUAAUGUGUGUGGUCAGUGCUGUAGCGGCGACGAUAGUGAUUGUUGUCGCUGUGGUCGCGCAAAUCGUGCUUUAUUAUGUGCAUCCUGAAUGGUUGAGCUUCUGGCAGUCCGCGGACGGUCAUGAUGCAAAUAACGGCUUAGCGCGCGUAGCUACCGCUAACGAGGCGCACAGCGAAGACGGUUCGGUAUUGUUCGUACGUAAUGUGAGUGGUCUCAAUGACACUUUCGGCAAUACUACUACUACUACAGCGCACAUCGAUUUUGCCACAAAUGUCACCAACAAUAUAACCGCCUAUCUGCUGGAUAGCGAUUUGUUAGCGGAAACAAAUGUGUCUUUGCCAACACUUGCUGAGAAUGUGAGCACUCUAAUUGCGGAUACAGUGAACGAUACCCUGCUGUUGCACUUGAACCAAACAUUCACGGCUGCUGAGGUGGCGUCGGACGACACAGCGGGUGAUUUCACCAGCAACAAUGUCACAGCUGCGACAAUUGUCGGCAUUGGUGUUAGUGAUACGAUAUUCUUGGUGCUUAUUGGCGUUUUGGGCGUCUUGGCUGCCAUCACUGCUGGUCUGCUGAUGCACCUCUGCUUUUUCCACAUCUACAUCUCCUUCCUGGGUCUGACGACGUACGAGUAUAUACGCAAUCAUCGGCAAGCACAAGAGCUGAAGGCUAAAGAAGCAAUUUCAAACCUGCCAAAAGAAGAUCAAACACAUUUCCCCUUAACUCCGUCCAAAAAGACUAAUGACUGUGACCAAAUGUACUUCUGUUCCAGCACAAGGCAUCCAAAUGCCAUCAAUCCGGCUGAUUUGCAUUAUUUUGAAGCGGGUAAGCCGCCGCCACGAAAGCGUGAUAGUGCCGAUGGUCGUGAUUUGCGUUUGCAUUGCUGUGUCAAUUCCAGAGAGUAUCAUCAGUCCGCCGCAAAGACUUACUAUAUGUGCUCGCUACUCGAGGAAAACGCCGUGCACUCACCGCUUGCAAUCUCACAUAUCAGCGGCGGUGAUAGCGCUAGAGUCGGCAGUUUUUAUGACGCCAAUGACGGCGCUGAAAGAGCCGAUCGUGGUUAUAAGACCUUCCAUUGCUGCUCUACAUUUGGCGCGUUGGCGACACAACGCCGUGUAAGCGCCGCCACUUCCAAGGCCACACUGGUCAGUGAUCUGGAGACGAUUAGCGCGCGUCGUUCAUACAUGCAGUACACCGAACAGUGUACGCUGUGUACAUUUCGUGUACGCAGUCCGAUGGUGAGUAAGCGCGUUAGUGAUGUGAGUGGCGUUCGCGGCGCCGGCGGCAGGCAACGUCACGCCUCAGGUCACGCGGAGUUGAGUCCAACACCGCGCACCGUUUCGGCGAGCUCGAAAAUAGUAACCAGCGAACAGCAUCAGCGUUGUUGUAUGAAGUCCAUUUCGAAACAUCAACGGUGGCGUCGAAAAUGGAAUUGCUGUUCAAAUGUGCCCGACAGCCCAGAUGUGCCAAAUGAUAUAAUCGCCGCAUUGGCGAUGCGUCACCAACACAGUACUGCCACUAGCACCGGUGGCGCAGGCAAAAAAAUGAAUGCUACCGAAAUACCAGUGCAUUUCAUAAAGACAGUUAAUGGCAGCGGCGACAGCACGACAUGCAGCCUCAGUAGUAACAGCCGCCCAACCUCUCCGCGCAGUGCCAAUCUCAAAUCGAGCUCACGCACACGUAACGCACGCACCUGGCCGUUGCCGCGUCUACGACACAUGAUGCGUAUGCUGGGACGUUACCGUCGUACGCGUUGCCGCCAAGCUGAGGGUAAUAGCGUGCUGCCGCCAUGCGAUGAACAUCAAGUUAAGCAGAAUCAAAUCCGCCCAUUACAUUUACAAGCAAACAGUAAUGGUGCUUACGGCCGCCAUCAGCUAAAUCACCAUCAACACCAACAACAUUGCAACGACAGCAGCUCACCGCAGCCGCCUUCAUCGACAACGACAGCAUCGACAGAGGAACGGAGUGAUCAAAGUAUAUACAGUGAUUCGAGUAAUUUAACAACACCCUCGGGUCAGACGCCCAAUACAAUCGAAACAAUUCUGCCCACAUCAGUGAUACGUGACGACACGUCCAUGACAUAUACGACACCCAUGGGAUUUACACUUCCGCCGGCCUUGCCACCACCAACACGUCGUAAAAUACCAAAUCCCACAAAUUUGGAUGAUCUCGCAGAGACAUUGAGUUUUGUCUCGCAUUCAUCAGCUGGCAGUGCAGGCACUUUAUCGCCCGUACAACGACUGCCAACGCUAAGCAACGUGUAUCGUCGGCAGCGACGCAAACAUUUCCUACGCACACGUUCGCCAACUUUAUCGCCAAUACAUGAAACAGGCCUUUCAAAUCCAACAUCACCACAACCGGGUCGACAUGGUGCUAAUGCAAUCAACUUAAAUGUUGCCGCAACUGUUGCCGCUGGCGACUUAGCAGAGUUGGCGCGUAAAAGUUCAUCGAAUAGUUCACUACAUAGUGUUAGUUCCAAUUCCAGCAGCACUUAAAUACUUAGCUUAGUUUAUGCCGAAGAGCUCUGUGAAAAUUUAAAGGUGGGGAUGCUGGUUAAAAUUUUUUUAGAAUGUAGGCGACACUUAGUAUGUACGCUAUAAAGAGGAACACAACUUAACGAAAUGGAGAUGGAGCUACAUGAGCUAAGCGGGAAUAAAAUCCAGACGAAUUUGCAUAUAUUUUUGUUUUAGGACUUGGGUCACAAAUAUUGAAAGAUAGCUUCAAAUUUAAAAACACGAUUUUCACUCUUAUUUCAACUGGAACAGUGCCAAUGAUUGGCCACUAAAAUUUUCAAUACAAAAUCAUGCAUUCCAUGCAUUGAAAACUCCUACCAUUUGAAAAUGCCAUAAGUAGCUGAGAAAAAAUCUAGGAGGUUAACAAGAAAAGAAAUAAUAAUUUAGAAUAUCACAUUAAAUUAGGAAGAAUAUUUUAAAAUCAUAGACGCACUUUUGAUAUCAAGAUCGGAUUUCGGUGUUUCCAUUCCAUGUUCGUUUAACGUUUCCAAAUCUCCUACCAAUCAAUCCGAGAGAUUUCAUAUUCCGAUGAAGACAGCUAAACACAAAGAAUUGUGAUUGAAGAUCAAACAUUUGAAAAAUGUUCCAGAACAAAUUAACUGACAUAAAAUCUAUGAAAAUCGCUUGCUCACCGUUAAACGGAUUCAAACCGCACAUUGCAUUCAGACAAAUAAACUGGCUCUUUAGUAUUUUAUUGCUGACGUUUUGAAGUCUAGGUUUUAGGUCGCAAGUUUACGUAAUUCUACUGCAGUGGUUUUUUCAUUCUAACGCUUUUUAAUUAUUUAAAAUUUGCCAGCACAUCUGAUAUCAGCAAUUUCACAGGGCACAGGAAUCGACUUAUACUAGACCCUGUAGCGUCCACCUUCGCCAGAGCUGUUGGUUGAUGGCGGUUAAACUUUCAAGAGAACCCAAUGCUGGUUGCCCACUAUCUGCACCGAAUUUUUUGGGUGCAUGAAGCUGAUGUUUUUCUAGCGAAAAGUACACAACGUACCGUUGUGAAUGACCAGUUUAAAUAUCGCCUCUAAGCUAGAGUGGUGAGAGGGGAAGGACGUUGAAGAGUAGUGAUUGAUGUUAACAAUUGUUACCCUUGAAUUUAUUCAUCGAGCCCUAUGGCCCUUGGAAAAGAUCGGUGUUGGGCUUCUUAUGAUAAAUUGGGGUUGUCUAGUCUAUUCCUCUUGACCUUGUGAAUUGAUUAGAGUAAGCUCGAGGGGAGCUCCGUAUGAGAAAGGUAUUGCGGGCUGACCUUUCUUCGGGUGGUCGGAGAUGGUGCAGGAUAAUGCACAGGGGGAGAUAUAUUAAGUAUGAUACUACUUCAAAAUUAGUGGAGAGCUCCGAGGGGUGUGUUUUUUUGCCGUUCCUGAUACAGGCAAACAUCUUGGCAAGCAGAAUAUGAGAGUUCGAGUAUGAUUCCAAGUACCUAGCAAGAGCAUAGGGUGUGGCUCCCAAUAAUCCAGCAUCAAGUGAUUUUUACCAUGUAGGGUUAUUUUAUCAGCCGUGACAGUCAGCAUUUAAGAGAAAGAAUGAUAGAAUGCCGCUCUUUGUAGCUCAAGUCUUUCAAUACAAACACUUUCACACUGAUAAGACCCUACAAGCUAGUUGGGUGCGAUUUUUCGAAAAAUAUAGAUGAAAUUAAUAGAUUUAUCCUACUAUUUUUGUAAUGUGAUGAAUGACAAAAGCAAUCCAAAGGAGAGAACUGCCGAAUUGUAAUUUGAAAUGGACGCUUUUACUACGUCCAGGAUUAUUUGAAAACAAGGCCUAUGUUAGGCUAGGCUGGUCGACCUUUGGGACGUCUAGGAUUAUUUGAAAACAAGGCCUAGUUUGCUCGCGAACUUGAAUCACUUGCUCCAUUCGUCCGCUUGACAAAAGCUUCUCAGGAUCAGGCAUUCAGUCUAAUAGUACUUUUAAGGCCAACGCUGUACUACUGCUUCUCAGCCUAUUUGAAGCCUGUAGCCUCGAGGCAGUUAUGAAUACCAUGUUCUUUACCAUCAGAUUUGCCGCUGGUAGCCGGUUGGUAUUCGGAAGGCACGGGUUCAUAUCCCGAUGCAUUCAACAACCAAA